ACUUUUGCUUUGUUUAUGUGAAGGCAUAUGAAAUUAUGAGAGAGAGAGAGCCAGAGAACGGAGCUUUUUCUUCGUUUGUUUUUGCUGAUAUGUUCAACCUUUGCUUUGGGUUUAUUUUUUGAAAAACUUGAAACAAAUUCACUCUCAUUAUUCUCUCUUUGCUCAGCCUUUUGCCCAAACCAAAUAUGGAGGCUCUCUCUUUGCUCGACCUUUUUCCCAAACCAAAAAUGGAGGAUCUCACUUUGUUUCCGUCCGAAUCAAAUAUGGAGGAUCUCUCUUUGCUCAGCCUUUCGCCCAAACCAAAUAUGGAGGCUCUCUCUUUGUCCAUGGAGGCUCUCACUUUGUUUCCGUCCGAAUCAAAUAUGGAGGAUCUCUCUUACGAAAAUCUGUCUCGUCUAGUCAAAAGCCCAGAUCUCCUUUCUCGUUUGCUACCUUUAAGGCUUGAUGGGGGAGAAAAAAAUGUUAGCUUUCAAUGGCUCGGCCCACACUUUCUAACUUUUCUCAAAUAUGUAAAAGAAUUAUUGCGAUGCUUCUCUCCAGACUGCCGCAUACCAUUUACUAUGCACAGUCCUUAUUGUCUAUUGAAGUAUCUCGAUGAUUCAGCCUUCGAUUGCAUCUUAUACGAAGAGAUCGUUUCUCAUCACGAUAAUGAACAUUACAAAAACUUUUUAGAAAUCAUUCUCGCUUCCAUGCCAAAGCUUAACAAAUUUUUCACAAUUGAAACACAGUGUCAUCCCACUGAACUGAAAAUCUUCAUCGACUUUCUUUUUGAAACAAUUCGAGAAUUGCUUAAAUGCCAAAAGGAUUCCACUGUUCUUGUGAGUAAUCGACUCGAAUGUCUUCCUAAGGGGUUGAAAUUUCUGCUUACCUUUCUUUUUUAUCCAAUUCCAAGCUAUGAGGAAAAACUGAAGGAGAGUAUAUUCACAGAAAUUGAAGCUGUAUUUAAUGAAGCAGGACUUUUCUUGCAUUCUUUCUUUUUCACCACAGAUCUUGUUACCACCACCAAAAUGGAUCUUGCAAUUUUUGGUCUGUUAGAAAGGAUUGAGAUUGUGCUAGUGAAGAUUAAAUAUUACAGCAUUGCAGUGUCAAGUGAAGUUGGAAUUGGAAGCCUACAAGUUGCAGAAAGUCCAAGUGAAGUAUCAUCAUCCCAAGAUAAAAGCAGUCCCAUGGUAGAAGAGAUCGUUGUGGGCUUAGAGAAAACGACAACAAAAAUUCUGAGCGAGCUUGUUGGAGGACCAAACUACCGCCGGAUUAUUUCCAUCGUUGGAAUGGGUGGACUUGGCAAGACCACCUUAGCAAAGAAAAUAUACAAUCAUUCCAAUGUUCGGUACUAUUUUGAUAAGCUUUCUUGGUGUGCUGUUUCUCAAACUUAUAAUAAGAGAAAGCUGUUGAAAGAUAUUUUGAGCUCCUUAAGUAACCUUAAAAAAGACGAUAUUUCAAAAAUGGAAGAUGAAAAGUUGGCCGAACAACUUUACAAAAAUUUAAAGGGUAGAAGAUACCUCAUUGUUAUGGACGAUCUAUGGGAUAAAGAAGCAUGGGAAGAUUUGAAAAGGUUAUUUCCAGAUGACAAAAACAGAAGCAGAGUAUUGUUCACCAGUAGGCUGAAAAAUGUGGCAUCGGAAAUUUCUCAUUUUAUCAUUGUACCUCCUCCCCUCUCACCAGACGAACGUUGGAAUUUAUUAGAGCAGAAGGUGUUCAAAAAAGAAUGUUGUCCUCAAGAGCUGCAACAUAUUGGAAAGCAAAUUGCAGCAAAUUGUAAGGGAUUACCACUUGUAGUAGUUUUGAUAGCUGGAAUUCUUUCAAAUAUGGAGAAAAAAGAAAGCUUAUGGCAACAAGUUGCAAAAAGUUUAAGUUAUUACAUUUUCCAAAAAGCAGACGACUACAUUCCCACAUUGAAACUCAGCUACAUCCAUUUACCAAAUUACUUGAAGCCAUGUUUCCUCUAUCUUAGUGCAUUCCAGGAAGACAAGGAAAUUCCAGUUCGGAAGCUAUUAUCACUAUGGAUAGUCGAAGGAUUCAUAGAGAAAAGGGAGCAAAGGACCUUAGAAGAUGUAGCAGAGGAGUAUCUAAUUGAACUUGUUGACAGGAGCCUACUUCAAGUGUCCAAAAGAAGACCUGACAAUAGAGUAAAAAUAUGUACUCUGCACGAUCUAGUACUCGAUAUGUGCAGCAAAAUGGCUGUAGAAGAUGAAAUUUUUCUAUUUCAACAUCAAUUCGUGCUAUCUAAGAAUCGCCAUCUCCAUCGCUUGUAUAUGGAUCGGUUUCAUCAAGUCUUCAUAUCUGAGAAUAUUUUCGAGGCCUUUUCCAUUGCUUAUAAUUUGGAAAAAAUUAGGAUCUUGGAUUCAGGGAAUAAUGAAAAUGUUCAACUGGGAAUCAAAUUUAUGCCUGACUUGAGGUACUUGGAUCUUUCAAAAUUAGAGCCAUCAAUAGGCAAACUCCAUAACCUUGAAUAUCUUUGUUUGGAUCUCAUAAAAGAAGUACCAACAUACCUUCUCAAUAUGCCUAAGUUGAGACAUUUAGGUAUCAAUGGCAAGUAUGAUGGUGUAAGAUUCACUAAGAAUAGUGAUAGCUUGCGAAUAAAUUGCCUACAAACCCUUGGUCACGUUAUGAUUGUCGAUUCGGAAGACGAAGAAAUCUUGAGAUAUUCACCUAAUCUUCUUACGCUUAAAUGCCAAUCCUCAGGCAAUCACUUUCCUGAUCUCAACUUCCUUUCUCAGCUUCAAUCACUCACAAUUUUAGGACAUUGGUUCGAAGGCGAUUACUCGGUGGUUAAAUUUCCUAUGAAUAUCAAAAGGCUUAGUUUUCAUGGAAUUUGUUUGCCUUGGGAAAAGAUGUCAUUAUUUGGGACAUUGCCCAACCUCGAGAUUCUAAAAUUAUAUGGCAGCCACUUUUCAGGAAAAAUUUGGGACACCAAGGAUGAUGAGUUCCAAAAACUCAAAUUCCUUAAAUUAGAGGCUCUAGAACUUGAACAUUGGAAUUCGUCACACAAUCAUUUUCCUGUACUUGAACAAUUGGUGUUGCUAGAAUGCGAAGUUUUGGAGAAGAUUCCUUCUGAAUUUAGUGACAUUUCAACUCUACAGAAGAUUGAGGUACUUUAUUGUGGUAAAAAUGUUGAAACUUCAGCUUUGGAAAUUCGUCAAGAACAACUGGAUUAUGGUGAUACAGAGUUUGAUGUGACCAUCUUUAGCAACUGGUCGUGAAGACAACUUCGUUCUACUGGUGUACACCGUAUGCAGGAGGUUAUAGGCUUUUUUGGCCAACCAGUUGCCUACUAAAAUGCUCGAAAACCAUGAGCUACGGCCGCAAUCGACUGCCCUUGAGAAAUGAAACAUCUAAAAUCCAAGCUUGGACCCAACCCGUCGACAAUGAGAAUGCUGUGACAAAUGAGAAUAUGGGGGAUAGGCUAUUCGAGACAGAGGUGCGGGUUGAACAAGCCAGGGCAAGAGAAGCCGAUAAACAGAACAGCUAGAUCACCUGGCUCGCUUCUACUCGUCUUCUUUGACUUCCUCAGUUUCGAUAUGCCCCUUAUUUUUACUCAUCUUCUUGGAAAACUGGAGAAAUUGAUACUUGUGACUUCCUUUUUCUUUUAUGCAGCUAGAUAAGUUGGCAGGGAGAUUGGCAUAAGUUGAAAUGCUGAGUCAUAGCAGGGAGGGACAGAUUAGUUUAUUAUCUGCAUUCAAUUCAACUUUUGUUUGGUUGGCAAUGGAGUUUGAUGAAAAUUGUUAAUUGUUUAUUUGUUGGGAUACAAAGUAUUAGUGGGAAAUAAUAAUUUAUAAUGAAUGAUACUUUUGAUAUUUUGCAAGA
Molecule: messenger RNA, 3804 nt
Organism: Olea europaea var. sylvestris
Lineage: Eukaryota; Viridiplantae; Streptophyta; Magnoliopsida; Lamiales; Oleaceae
Product: putative late blight resistance protein homolog R1A-10
Exons: 3
Coding region: 186-3200 (1004 amino acids)
Biological process (GO): defense response to other organism
Molecular function (GO): ADP binding
Source: RefSeq, a predicted model, not a curated record